UUCCUCGAUGUUCGGGUGGUCUCGGAUUGACAGAUUAUAACAGUGUGCAUGCGUUCGUCCACGUGAACUCUUUGUUGCGUCUGGUGUACGUUUGUGUGUGUCCAUACCGGUCAUGUUUUGACAGCUGCCAAAAUAGUGCAAAAUAGAUGCAAUAAAAAACAUCAAUAGCAGAUAAGAUUAGAAGAGCCGCCGUUACACCUGUAUUUUUCAACACAUAACUUGUCAGACAAGAUCUAUUUGCAGAAGAGUUAAAGCACAAAAGUCUUGUCAUGAUUAAAUUUUUAUUUUCUUAAUGAUUAUUGCACUCCUAAACGAUGCAGGCUGUAAAAUCCUCUUAUAAGCUGCAUUUCACAAAGUGUCUGUCGAGAAUGGCAGGGAAAGAUGCAAAGGUGGAAUCAAAAUCAACAGACGUGGUAAGACAAGGAUUUAUGGUUAAACGUUCUCAAAACAAGAAACGUUUCACUCCUGUUAACUACAAGCAACGUUGGUUUGUACUCACACGUCGUCAUCUCGUGUACUAUGAUAGCGAUAGUGAGCGGCGCAAAGAACGAGGUCGUAUUGCGAUUGAAACAGUCCAUGUGGUAGAAACAGCAAAUCUUGGUAAUAAUCCUGGAUGUGGGAGUGGGAAUACAAAAAUAGAUACAACUGGUAAUGACUUAGGUAGUAGCGGAGGUAACGUACCACCAGGACUACCAUUCCAGAUAGGAUAUCGAGAAGCCGGACAAGAGUACACUCUUUAUCUUCUUGCUGCAAGGGAGCAAGAUCGAUCUGAAUGGAUACGUGCUAUCCGUGCUGUUUGCUGUGAAAAUCCAGGUUUAAGCGAUCGUUAUCACUUGGGCUUGUGGAGUGGAAAACGUUGGUCCUGUUGCCGUUUAUUAACGCGAUCUGCCGAAGGUUGCGAUACAUGCAGUUCUUGGUCUAUGAAUGUGACAAACGCUCCAACGUGUCCGCUCCGAACAAUAACUUCUGCCACGGGAAAUGUUACUGCCUCGAUUGUCAAUUCAUCGGCGGAUUCUACAAUUCAAAUGGCAAACGCUGAAACGAACAACAAUCCGAUCAUUCAACCUCAGGCGUGUUCUACAUUUGGUACUCCUUCAACUCCAAUAAUGCCGGGUGGAACUCCUGGUACUCCAUCUUCUAAAAAUAAAGACAAAGUAGUUACAAGGGCCAAGGUUGUGGUGGCUUUGUAUCCUUUUCGUGCAAUAGAAGCUGGAGAUCUUUCUCUUGAAAAGGGUGCGGAAUAUGAGGUAUUAGAUGAUUCCCAAGAACAUUGGUGGAAGGUGAAAGAUGAGCAUGGAUCAAUUGGUUAUAUACCUAGUAAUUAUGUGAAAGAAAAAGAACUUUUAGGAUUGCAAAAAUAUGAAUGGUAUGUGGGUGAUAUGUCGAGACAACGAGCGGAAUCUUUAUUGAAACAAGAAGAAAAGGAGGGAUGUUUCGUCGUUCGUAAUUCCUCAACGAAAGGUCUUUAUACACUUUCACUUUAUACAAAAAUUCCACAUCCACAUGUAAAGCACUAUCAUAUAAAGCAAAGUUCACGAGGAGAAUUCUACCUCUCGGAAAAGCAUUGUUGCAGUUCGAUUCCUGAUCUUGUGAAUUACCAUCGACAUAAUAGCGGGGGACUUGCUAGUCGAUUAAAGACGAGCCCUUGCGAUAGACCAGUUCCACCCACCGCCGGCCUCAGUCAUGAUAAAUGGGAAAUAGAUCCGGCAGAAUUACAUUUACUAGAUGAACUAGGCUCCGGUCAAUUUGGAGUGGUACGAAGAGGAAAAUGGCGUGGUUCCAUCGACGUUGCUGUGAAAAUGAUGAAAGAAGGAACUAUGUCUGAAGAUGAUUUUAUAGAAGAAGCAAAAGUUAUGACGAAACUACAGCAUCAAAAUCUCGUCCAAUUGUACGGUGUUUGCAGUAAAGACAGACCGAUAUACAUUGUCACAGAGUAUAUGCGGCAUGGAUCUCUUCUCAACUACCUCCGUCGUCACGAAACCACAUUAGGUGCAAAUGUUGGUCUUUUGCUGGAUAUGUGCAUACAGGUCUGUAAAGGAAUGGCAUAUUUGGAGAGACAUAACUAUAUCCACAGAGACCUUGCAGCACGCAAUUGCUUAGUUGGAUCUGAAAACGUAGUGAAAGUGGCUGAUUUCGGUUUGGCAAGAUAUGUCCUAGAUGAUCAAUAUACCAGUAGCGGGGGUACUAAAUUUCCAAUUAAAUGGGCACCACCAGAAGUUUUGAACUAUACUCGAUUCAGUUCUAAAUCGGACGUCUGGGCGUAUGGGGUAUUGAUGUGGGAAAUUUUUACCUGUGGAAAAAUGCCUUAUGGUCGUCUCAAGAAUACCGAGGUUGUCGACAGAGUUCAACGUGGAAUUAUAUUAGAAAGACCGAAGGCUUGCUUCAAAGAAGUUUAUGAGGUAAUGCGAAAGUGUUGGGCACACUGUCCGGAAGUUCGACCUUCCUUUCGUGUUCUUAAGGAACAGCUCAUUAGCGUUUCUCAAGGCCUUCUCAAUGAUUGACUCAACCUUCUCCGGUGUAUGCGCCUUUCUUCACCCUCUGGCCGAUCAAUACAAUACAUAAAAUCUCCAUCGUCAUUGGAGCAAUCGACUUCUGUUCUAGCAUCCUCUAAUUCAUCGUGCAAUUCUGCGACAUUACCUUCAUCACAUAAAACUCGUGCACCGGCCUCUUUGCCUUCCUCGGUCAACUUCCUUCAUCUAUCAUCGACCAUAUCUAGACCGGAAGAGGAAGAAUCAUCUUCGCAAAGCACGACUCAUCACUUGGCUAGUCAACCAUCCGCAAGUUCGUCUAACGUUUGCGACAUUUGCAGUUCUUAUGGACAUCCGUGGAUAGAACUUUGCAAGGCAAUACGGGCUACUAAAGAUAAAUGAACAUUUUCGUUUAUUUGUAAUAUAAUGACUACACAUCGUUUUUGCUUCAUAAAAUGCUUAAAUACAGGCUGCCCUAUGUUUUUAGUCUUCACAACGAGAAAAUUAGAGUAAAAUUGGAAGGAAAUUGAGGAAGAAGAAUACAAUAAAUAUUACACAAGAAAAAAAAAACAAAAAAAAAAAAAAAAACAAAAAAAAAAAAAAGAGGGCGUGUAAAGAUGAGGUUCUAAAAAGCUUCUUUACUGAAAUAUCGCUAUUAAGAAAAGAAUUAGUUGUACGUUUGAAACAUCUUAUAUUACACAAUAAAUGUUUAAGAUAUAAGCGAGUUGUGGCAUGUGUAACCAUUGAUAUAAUAAUUUUGGUAUUUUUUAUUUUUUUAUCGUUUCAAUAUUGAACAAUUAAGAAAGUGAUAUAUUUUAGACUGUGUAGUAAUUCACUGAUCAAUGUAGUUUACAAUAUCUAAUAGAAUAAUGGCCUCGAUAUAACAACGAUAUUCGUCAGCAUCUUUAAAUCGAUCUACUUUCAUAUUUUUCUCUGCUCGUUUAUCCUAUUAUUAUUAUUAUUAUUAUUAUUAUUAUUAUUAUUAUUAUUAUUAUUAUUAUUAUUUUUGUUUUAUGUUUUAUUUUUAAAGCGUUUAUAAAAAUUUAUGAUGUCCAUAAUGUUUGUUAAUAUCUUUCUCUCGAUACACCAUAAUUUCAUUAAAUCUAUUUGCGGAUUAUUACAGGUACUAAAUAAUUAUACAGUACAAAAACGAUCGUGGUUACGACCAAUAAACUUAAUGUAACGUCCAUUCGAUCGUUUAAACAUUUCUUACUUUUUACAUGAAAUUAUAUUAAAAUAUUUUAAAUAAUUCUA
Vespa velutina is the source of this 3722-nucleotide messenger RNA. RefSeq names its product tyrosine-protein kinase Btk29A (gene Btk29A). NCBI's taxonomy places the organism in Eukaryota, Metazoa, Arthropoda, Insecta, Hymenoptera, Vespidae. The coding region runs from base 315 to 2501 and encodes 728 amino acids. The transcript has 16 exons. Gene Ontology annotation, molecular function: non-membrane spanning protein tyrosine kinase activity; ATP binding; protein binding. The record is from RefSeq and is a predicted model, not a curated record. Gene Ontology annotation, biological process: peptidyl-tyrosine autophosphorylation; intracellular signal transduction.